GUUUGUUUCCCUGUGCAUCUCGGCUUCCGGUUGCCGCUAGCUAGUUAAAUAUAAUAAAUACAUUCAAGGGAAAACGGCAUUGUUGGUUAUGGGCUUAACCACCUGCAACUGGUAUCCCUCCCAUCUUGGCUGGGGGUAGCUGGCCGGCGGCUCAAGUAUUUUGGACCUGGCCCAGCCUUUGUGGGGAGCAGAAGAGUCUGAGUCAGAGCUGAAGAUGGUCUGAUGGACCUCUGCUUUUUGCUGACUUUCCUCUUCUGCUCAGUCUCGUGGAUCUUCUUCUGGGAAGUGCGCUGGAAGAAAGGCAAAGAAAGUCAGAUCGAAGAAUGGAUUCAAGGCCACAGUCUCUCCGAAUACAAACACUUAUUUGAAGAUGUGGAAACUCUGGAGGAGCUGAGCCUGAGUGUUCUGACUCGUCUGGAGGACGUGGUGAGAGAGAAGCGGCGCUGGAGGGACAUCGCAGAGGCUCACAUCCAGCUGCUGCGAGACUUUGCCUUCCAGGAGUGGCUCUGCUCUCAGAGCCUUGAGCACUACUAUCAUAUACUGAAGACCUUGGGUUGUAGGACUCUGGAUGAUCUAGCCCAGUUUGACAGCCAGUUGCAGCUCUCUCUGGCUGCGUGGGGAUACUACUACGAAGACUACAUCAAGCUGUCCACGGGCGUCAAGGUUCUCCAGGCCUCUAGGGGGAGCCGCGACCAGGACUACGAGAUCCAACUCGUACACAGCCUUGCUGAAAGGCGCCUGAAUGAAAAGUGGUCUAUUGCGGGAGCUUUUAUAUUUGGCUGUACUGUGGCACUGUGCUUUCUGAUAAGGGACCUCAUGUUUUACGUGAUUGGUGGAAUUACUGUUUCCAUCAUAGCGUUUGUCUUUACCAUCAAGUUCCUAUGUGAGCUUGCUGCGCGGGUGGUUAGCUUCCUGCAGAAUGAGGAUCCCGGGAGAAGGGGUGACCGCAGCAUCUACGACUAUGUACGAGGGAACUACCUGGACCCGCGCUCCUGCAAGGUGUCCUGGGAUUGGAAGGACCCACAGGAAGUGGGCCAGACUAUGAGCUUCCGUGUUCACCUCUUCUACAAGAACGGCCAGCCCUUCCCUGCCCACCGACCCGUGGGGUUAAGGGUCAACAUCACUCACAUAGAGCUGGCCCUAGACAUCCCCAUCACCCAGGAGGUUCUGCAGGAGCCAGAGUCCAAUGUGGUCAAACUGGCCUUCACUGUCCGCAAGGCCGGACGCUAUGAGGUAGCUGUCAAACUGGGAGGACUCAACGUGGCCUACAGCCCUUACUACAAGAUAUUCAAAUCAGGGACAGUGGACCCGUCCAAAACGAAGAUAGCCUACCACUUCUCCACCCUGGUCUUAGUAUAUGGCCAGCAGCAUACCCUGCAGAUCGAGCCUCGGGACGAGUAUGGCAACCCCACCAGUAACUCCACCUCACUGAUAGACGAAGUCAACUACAGCGUCCACGUCCACUCGCUGGGCACGGUGGAUGACGACAGCCUGGAGGAGUACUACUGUAAGUCAGUGUCAUCCAACAAGCAGCUGUGCCAGGUACUGCUGAAAAUCACCCUGAGGAAGAAGGGCUGUUUCCGGGCACGCAUCUCCUACACCGACCUGCCCCUCAGCAACGGGGAGUUCGACAUCAUUGUUCUCAGUGAGAAUGAGAAGAAGUGUGUGGAGAAGAACGUGUCCACGACAGGGAUCAGCAUCUACUUUGAGGCGUACCUGUAUGGCUCAGGGAACUACAGUAACUACACUAACUCCUCGUGGCAGCUCCCAGCCUCGGCUCUGAUGGCCCCUCAGAGACGGCCCUCCAUGGGGGACGAGGAGGACGAGCAUGACUCCCCUGUAGAGGGCCAGCCGGAGAAGGUCAAGAAACCAAAAAAGGUCUACUGCUACAUAUCGCCAAAGCAACUGUCAGUGAAGGAGUUUUACCUGAAAAUCAUUCCAUGGCGCCUUUUCACCUUUCGAGUUUGCCCAGGGACAAAGUUCACAUACUAUGGCCCUGACCCCGUUCACAAGUACUUGACUCUUGUGGUGGAUGAUGGGAUCCAGCCACCAGUGGAGCUGAGCUGUAAAGACAGAAACAUCAUGGCUGCCACCUUCAUCCGUUUCCUGCACAAGAAUAUCGGUGGCUCGGAGACGUUCCAGGACAAGGUGAGCUUCUUCCAGAGGGAGCUCAGACACAUCCACUCCAAGAGACCUCGCACCAAGACCUGCCUGAAGAUCACACGCCACUGCAUCCUGGACUCUUCUCUGAAAUCCACCCGGAACUUCUCCGUGUCGGACUGGAGUAAGAACUUUGAGGUGGUGUUCCAGGAUGAGGAAGCUUUGGACUGGGGAGGGCCGCGAAGGGAGUGGUUUGAGCUCGUCUGUAAGACCCUGUUUGACACCACCAAUCAGCUGUUUACUCGCUUCAGUGACGACAAUCAGGGCCUGGUCCACCCCAACGCUGAGCGGCCGGUCCACCUGCGUCUGAAGAUGUAUGAGUUUGCGGGGCGCGUGGUGGGGAAGUGCCUGUACGAGUCAGCCCUGGGCGGGGCCUACAAGCAGCUGGUCCGCGCUAACCUUGGGUAAAACUCCUUCCUGGCCCAGCUCAUCGGACUCAGGAUGAACUACAAAUACUUUGAGACGGAUGAUCAGGAGUUCUACAAAACGAAAGUCUGCUUCAUCCUAAACAAUGAUGUCAGUGAAAUGGAGCUGGUGUUUGCUGAGGAGAAGUACAAGUCAGGACAGCUGGAGAAGGUGGUGGAGCUGAUAUCUGGAGGAGCUCAGAUUGCUGUCAACAAUGAGAACAAGAUGCAUUAUCUGAACCUGCUGGCCCAGUACAGGCUCGCCAGUCAGGUGCGAGAUGAGGUGGAGCACUUUCUCAAAGGUUUGAAUGAACUUGUUCCGGAGAACCUCCUGGCCAUAUUUGAUGAGAAUGAGCUGGAGCUGUUGAUGUGCGGUACAGGGGACAUCAAUGUCCAGGACUUCAAGGCUCAUGCUGUGGUCGUAGGAGGGUCGUGGCACUUCAGAGAGAAGGUGAUGAAGUGGUUCUGGGCCGUGGUGUCCAGCUUCACCCAGGAGGAGUUGGCUCGCCUGCUGCAGUUCACCACCGGCUCCUCCCAGCUUCCCCCUGGGGGCUUCAACACCCUCUGCCCCUCAUUCCAGAUCAUUGCUGCUCCCACACACAGCACCCUGCCCACCGCACACACCUGUUUUAACCAGCUUUGCCUCCCCACCUAUGAUUCCUAUGAGGAGCUGCACAAGAUGCUGAAGCUGGCCAUCAGUGAGGGCAGUGAGGGCUUCGGCAUGCUCUGAGUGGCCCUAUCCCUGGAGCUCACCCCCAGACUCUGAAUGGCCCUAUCCCUGGAGCUCACCCCCAGACUCUGAGUGGCCCUAUCCCUGGAGCUCACCCCCAGACUCUGAGUGGCCCUAUCCCUGGAGCUCACCCCCAGACUCUGAGUGGCUCUAUCCCUGGAGCUCACCCCCAGACUCUGGUCACACUGUGGUCCUGCUCAUACAGCAGUGGGGUACCAAUGACACCAGCGCCAACCAGGCCCCUGGUACACCUGUUACCUGCUCCAUCCGCUUUGGACAAUGGACAUCCCUCCUCGACUCACACGGGCUACCCAUGAUCCUCUUUCAGCGGUAGAGGGCAUUAAAGCAAUUCCACAGCAAGUCCAGUAGGCUCUGGGACGUCUUCAGGUGUCUGCACUAUGUGUAUAUACUGUACAAGGUUUGCUUUUCUAAUGAAGAACAUGACCUAGUGUUAGAAAAGGCUGGGUAGUUUUAUUCUAGAUGUUAGAGUUGUUUAAUUUGAUGUUUUUGAGACAGAAUAUAGAGCUAGUUAAAGAGCCUAGUGAGCUUGGUGUUGUUUUGGUUUUUAAAAUGUUAUUUUGGAAAAAAGCUGAGGAAGAUUUAAAUGCAAAAGCAGCCUACACAAAGUGUGGAGAAGCUGCGCCCCCCAUAGCACUUUGGCCUUACCUGAUCAGGGAAGGAUGCGUGUGUAUAUACUGCAGAAAGUAUGAAAAUGUAUGUACUCAUACUUUAAGUCGCUAUGAGCGAAAUGAUUAAAAUGUAAAAUGUAUAUACAGUAUAUAUUAUAUCACUCUUUCAUUUCAAUAUGUGUACAUGCAUGUUAAAAGGUUGUCAUAGCAACAGUUCAGAUAUAUUUUCAGACAGAAGGGACGAAAGGUACUUGAUAGAUCUUUGAGGUCAUACUUUUUUAUUGGUGGGAGUUUAACACAUUACAGCUGAUUUCAUGUAUUUUUUAGUUAUCAUCGUUUCACAUCCACAAUUGACUUCAGUUUACAAAUACAUGGGUUUUCAAAAGAACAAACCGUUUGCUACCCCAUGUCAGUGUGUCUGUUUUAACUUAUGGACUGAUUUAUGUUGUUUUCACCCAUACCGUUGAUGACUUGUUGAUGACAAUGCUAUUUGUCUUGAGCCGCAACAGUAUUUGCUUUAAAACCUGCCUUAUUCAAGCCCUUUGCCUCUGACUUCAUCUGGAGAAGUGUAGUUAAACGAAGCCUAGACAAGUGAUAACAGUAUAACAACAGGGAUAUUACUGUUGGUAGUUUUUGCAGUGGAAGUUUGACAUGGGAAUGUCAAUCAGAUGUUAACGUGUGAAGAGAUCGGAACUCAAGGUUAUCUUGAUAGCUGUCAUGUCUUGUGCUCUUGACUGUUGGUUUUCAUUCACCACCGUGUCUGGGUUUACCUCUGGAUCUCAUCUAUGCAUCCCCUGUGUGUGUGUCCCUGGCCAUGGUUGUGUGAUCCCAGCUGCCUCCUCUCUAACUACUACUCAUGGUAUGCUGUCUCUGACUCCUACAACUCGGUAGAUAAGACACCUGAGUAAGGGAUACUGAGACAGGAAAAACACAAGAUGAAUAUUUCUUCAGGAUUGGAAAAAGUACCCAAUUUUCAUACUUGAGUAAAAGUAAAAAAAUAUUUGGUUUAAAAUAUACUAUCAAACGUAAAUGUAAUUGCUAAAAUAUACUUAAGUAUACUUAAAAUAUACUUAAUAAUUUCAAAUGAAGGUAACAAGAUGGCACCAUUUUUGUAGUUGUUUUAUUUAUUUAGGCAUGACCAGGGUCACACUCCAACAUUCAGACAUCAUUUACAAACUAAGUCUGUGUGUUUAGCGAGUCCACCAGAUCAGAGGCAGUGGGGAUGACCAGGGAUGUUCUCUGGAUAAGUGUGUGAAUUGGACCAUUUUCAUGCCCUGCUAAGCAUUCAAAACGUAACAAGUACUUUUGUGUGUCAAGGUAAAUGUAUGGAGUAAAAAGUACAAUAUUUUCUUAUACAAUGUAGUGAAGUAAAAGUAGCCAAACAUAUAAAUAGUAAAGUACAGAUACCCCAUAUUGCAGUGUGCAGCUACCCACAUGUACAGGCUAUUUAGGAAAGCCAACAUCUAGAACAUAGCACAGUAGCCUAAAGCAGACACAUUCUUAUGCAAUAUUAUUGUAUUUUCUGUAUUCACCUGAAUCUUUAGCCUCACAACUUACCACAAAUGCAAACCCAUGAUGGGUUACGUUAUUGUUAUUCAACUCUCCUAGCAUUUGCAGCCACUAAGAGAUUUCCACUUAAUUAAACAUCACCUCACUCUUGUUGAACAGGAUACACUUAUCACUUCCCAAGCUCCUCGUACUAACAUAAUAACUUUGCCUUAUUGGGAACCUCUUAAGGGUGCUGGGUUUUUGUUAUUGCUGCUGGGGUUGACUGCACAUACCUCCCAGUCACUCAGAAUUUCUCUUUUGAGACACAGUGAGCUUUCAUCCUCCACGGUGAUUUGCCUAAGGGCAAAGUCUUAAAGGGAUACUUCUGGCAAUGAGUAUUUUGGCAAUGAGGCUCUUUGUCUACUUUGUCUACUUUCCCAGAGUCAGAUGAACUCGUGGAUACCAUUUGUAUGUCUCUGUGUCCAGUUAGAGGUAGUUUCCCGAUGCUAACUAGCGUCAGUGCAAUGACUGAAAGUCUAUGGGUAUUGAAAUGGUAGACUAAUCAGAUGACCUAGUCAACUAAAAUGGUAGCUGCUGUCAGACACAAGACUUGGCAGAAGUAGCAUUGCAUUGUACUAUAGGAAUCGAGAUAUUAAAUAUUCUUAUACAAACAAUGUGCAUUUACAAAAGUGUAAAUAGUUUAAAUGCAGUUCAGAUUUUAAAAAAUGAAGAUGUAAAAAGAAACGACAGCUGUGAUUUUAAAGUUAUUGUUCAGAUAGUGUUUCACUCAUAAGCAGGUCCUGCUCUCAGUGUUUAAGAUUCCAGCUCAAGUGAUGGGGAAAGCUCAGUGGUUGGUGUGGUUUGGUUUUGGAUCGAUGUACAUAUUGUGACAUAGUUGCCUACAGCUUGGAGGCGGGAUUUUUUUAUGUGUCAAAUAAAUGACAACACUGUGGGCUGAUGGGUGUCAGGUUUCCUGCUCUGCAGUCUCUUUAUUGUUCAUGGAAUUAAAACGUGAUUAUUAUUACA
Molecule: messenger RNA, 6437 nt
Organism: Oncorhynchus masou masou (cherry salmon)
Lineage: Eukaryota; Metazoa; Chordata; Actinopteri; Salmoniformes; Salmonidae
Product: apoptosis-resistant E3 ubiquitin protein ligase 1-like
Exons: 25
Biological process (GO): negative regulation of apoptotic process; protein polyubiquitination
Cellular component (GO): cytoplasm
Molecular function (GO): ubiquitin protein ligase activity
Source: RefSeq, a predicted model, not a curated record